Lasiosphaeria miniovina is the source of this 1261-nucleotide messenger RNA. RefSeq lists its product as uncharacterized. The transcript is spliced from 3 exons. The record is from RefSeq and is a predicted model, not a curated record. Lineage: Eukaryota; Fungi; Ascomycota; Sordariomycetes; Sordariales; Lasiosphaeriaceae. Bases 138 to 1025 code for a protein of 295 amino acids.
CACCAACGAGCACGGAAAACGCUUUUCCGCACCUUACCAAGACAGUUUGUUAGCGCGUUAGGCGCUUCCAAGUCUGGUCACUGAGAUCUGAAGUAACUAACUCCACCUAGCGCCGAUCAACUUUAGACACAAGCGACAUGAAGGUGCAGUUCAUCAACGUGUCCCACCCGGCGGACCGGGUCUCGCCACGGCGGAUCCGCAUGCAUGCGGCCCGCGAAGCCCACGGCCGGGCCCGGCGCCAACGGACAGCAGAAUACCAAGCGCGCAUGAGCACGGCCACGGCAGUCACGCAGGCCGACAACACACUCUCGCUUGUCCCCGUGGGCAAUGCUAGCGAGAAGACGGAAACGAUUGAAGAGAUCAUCAGGACCACCAUGCCAGAUUUAUUUCCAAGCCCGGCCGACGUAUCCGCAUGGCCGGGUGUGGUAGGACCCUGGGCCCGCUUGGCAAUGGGCCCCUUUAGACCCGAGGAGCACUUUCUCCUCGACCACUACGUUAGAACAGUCAUGCCAGAGCUCAAUCUGCACUGCCCCGUUCUCAGUAAUCUGGGCGAUUAUCAGUCGUGUUUGACGCGUGAAUGGGUCAGGCUCGCUCUAACCGACACGGGGUCCAUGAGCGGCCUCUUCCUGGCCGCGUGCCGCCACCUGUCGCUGGCGUCGGCACUGCCGGACAAUCACGAGAACCAGGCGCACGAAAGAUUCCUGAGGCUGGCAACGACGUACAAGGUCGCAUGCAUCCAGGCGCUGAACGAGGCCAUCACGGCCGAGGGGAAGGACAAGAGGAUCAGUGAUGCGACCCUAACCAAGACGAUGCUGCUGGUGUUUGACGAGAUCUUGAUUGGGGACCUGGUUGCCACACGGCGACACCUGUUGGGAGCGGUGAAGAUGGUCGAGGUCAACGGCGGCGUUAUCGGCGGCUUUCUCAACGCCCUGCUCCAGAGAUGCGUCAAUGUCGUCGUCAACGACAAGCGGGAGCCGUGUCCGCUUGUCCCGCGUCUGUGUCCUGUUGGUCUGUCGUACCCGUAACGCUGUGUGUAUGUGGUGUAAUUCUCGUAUGGGCAAGUAAUCCAAUACAUGUAUGUACAGGCUUCAAUACGCGGGGGGAUGCCAAGACUUGCUCCAACCCUUUUGGGAACAAGUGCGGAUAUGCGCACCAUGAACAAAGAGAACUAGAUGGCUUCGGAUCGGAGAUACCGUAGUAAUUCGUCAGCAUUCUAGCUACUUCCUGCGAAUUAUGAUUACUUAAGCGGGCCCGGACUUAC